ACCGUGCGCGCUGCAGGUGGGCACUAAGAGGUGCCGCUGCUACCGCCGCCGCAGCUGCUGCGGAAGCCCCUGGUCUCCUGGGUCCCUCCCGGAGCCUUCCGCAAGUCCAUCCUAGCUGAACACUCGGAGAUCAAGACCGGGAAAGUACAAAAAGAGAAAGAGAUCUGUUUCCUCAGGACCUGUGAGCAGAACUACCUAUCUACCCUGCGCUACUUUUUCCAUUGAGGAAGGUUGAAUUUAGUGGGAGGAAGCAGUCUCCAGGAGGCGACGGAGGAAGAAGGAGCCUUCUUAACUCAGAACAAUCAAUCAUGACUACGGAAUCUGGAUCUGACUCUGAAUCGAAACAGGACCCAGAGCCAGAGCCCCAAGAAGCCUCUGGACGGCAGGGACAAGCUGGGGCUCAGCAGCAGCCAGCGGAACAGCCUCUCAGGGAGGAACAUCAGCAGGCACUGGAGCAGUUCUCUGCAGCAGCAGCACAUAGCACCCCGGUGAAAAAAGAGGUCACUGACAAGGAACAGGAGUUUGCUGCUGCAGCUUCAAGACAGCUCGAAUAUCAGCAGUUUGAAGACGAUAAACUUUCUCAGAAAUCAUCUUCCAGCAAACUCUCCCGAUCUCCUUUGAAGAUAGUUAAAAAGCCUAAAAGCAUGCAGCGCAAAGUGAUACUUUUAGAUGGAACAGAAUAUCUAUGUGAUGUCGAAAAACGUUCCAGAGGCCAAGUGCUAUUUGACAAAGUGUGUGAACAUCUGAACCUGUUAGAAAAAGACUACUUUGGUUUAACAUACCGGGACACCGAAAACCAAAAGAACUGGCUAGAUCCUGCUAAGGAAAUCAAAAAACAGAUCCGAAGUGGUGCUUGGCAGUUUUCAUUUAAUGUGAAAUUCUAUCCACCAGACCCUGCCCAGCUAUCUGAAGAUAUCACCAGGUACUACCUCUGUUUGCAGCUGAGAGAUGAUAUAGUAUCAGGGAGGUUGCCAUGUUCUUUCGUCACACUCGCCCUCUUGGGAUCCUAUACUGUUCAGUCUGAACUUGGAGACUAUGACCCAGAUGAAUGUGGAAGUGAUUAUGUCAGUGAAUUCCGUUUUGCACCAAACCAUACAAAAGAAUUAGAAGAUAAAGUAAUUGAGCUACACAAGAGUCACAGGGGAAUGACACCAGCAGAAGCAGAGAUGCAUUUCUUAGAAAAUGCCAAAAAAUUAUCCAUGUAUGGAGUUGAUCUACAUCAUGCCAAGGACUCUGAAGGAGUAGAAAUUAUGUUAGGAGUUUGUGCAAGUGGUCUUUUGAUAUAUCGAGACAGACUCCGCAUUAACAGAUUUGCCUGGCCAAAAGUUCUGAAAAUUUCUUACAAAAGGAACAAUUUUUACAUAAAAAUCAGACCAGGGGAGUUUGAACAAUUUGAAAGUACCAUUGGGUUUAAGUUGCCAAACCAUCGUGCUGCAAAGCGUUUAUGGAAAGUAUGUGUUGAACACCACACAUUUUUCAGGCUGUUGUUACCAGAAGCACCGCCAAAGAAAUUCCUUACCUUGGGUUCCAAAUUUCGCUAUAGUGGUAGAACUCAAGCCCAAACAAGAAGAGCUAGUGCACUGAUAGACCGACCGGCACCUUAUUUUGAGCGUUCUUCUAGCAAACGGUAUACAAUGUCCCGCAGCCUGGAUGGGGCAUCAGUGAAUGAAAACCAUGAAAUGUACAUGAAGGAUUCUAUGUCUGCUGCAGAGGUUGGUACUGGCCAGUACGCCACGACAAAGGGCAUCUCUCAGACCAACUUGAUAACAACUGUGACGCCGGAGAAAAAGGCAGAAGAAGAGCGUGAUGAGGAAGAAGACAAGAGGAAAAAGGCUGAGGAAGUCACUCCUGUCUCAGCAGUACGGCAUGAGGCAAAGACUGACAGUGAACAGACGGACACUGCAGCUGAUGGUGAAACCACUGCCACUGAGGAGUUAGAUAAAAAUCAGGAAGAACUGAUGAAACAUCAGACCAACAUUAGUGAGCUGAAAAGAACCUUUUUAGAGACCUCCACAGAAACUGCUGUGACUAAUGAAUGGGAAAAGAGACUUUCCACAUCUCCAGUGCGGCUCGCCAUGAGACAGGAGGAUGCCCCAAUGAUUGAACCCCUUGUGCCUGAAGAGAGAACAGAAACCAAGUCGGAGCCCAGUGAAAUAGAGAAGGAAUCAUGCGAACUUCACCAGCAGCUUAGUGCAGAGAAGGUUGUUGAGCAGACGGUGGUGGUGGAGGAGAGACAUGUGAUGAAUGUGCAUGCAAGUGGGGAUGGUUCUAACCUGGCUGGAACUCAUUUGGAUGCUGCAGCUCAAGCAGCAUCUGCUGUGGCUUCUAAUAUUACCGGGAAGGCGGGUUCUGCUCUGACUGAGGGGGCUAAAGAGGAGAAGAGGGAGGAGGCGGAGGCUGAUAAAGCUGUAAUCAAACAGGAAGAGAUUGCCACUGCUUCUCAUGAGCGAGAGGAGGAGCAGACUGCAAGAUCCCUCAUUUCGGAAUCAUUGGAAUCUAAACCUCAUUUGGAGUCAGCAUCUGUGAAGACAGAAACCAUUAGUUUUGACAGUGUCUCCCCAGGGGGAAUAAAACUGGAAAUUUCAACUAAGGAAGUGCCAGUAGUUCAUACAGAGACGAAAACCAUAACAUAUGAAUCAUCACAGGUGGAUUCCAGUGCUGAUACUGAGCCAGGUGUAUUGAUGAGUGCACAAACAAUCACAUCAGAAACAACAAGUACUACAACCACCACACACAUCACCAAAACUGUGAAAGGAGGCAUUUCAGAGACAAGAAUUGAAAAGCGAAUAGUCAUCACAGGAGAUGCAGACAUUGACCAUGACCAGGCGCUGGCUCAGGCAAUUAAAGAGGCCAAAGAGCAGCACCCUGACAUGUCAGUGACCAAAGUAGUGGUACAUAAAGAGACAGAGAUCACACCAGAAGAUGGAGAGGACUGACCCCAGGAAUAAUUUAGCUUGCAUAUGAAUCCAGUCACGCACACCAUUAGGAACACCAGAGCCUAUAUGGAGUCCCCGUUCUAACCCGACUGACUGACUUGUAUCUGUCCGUGGAAAAUUUCAGUCCAGAAGAAUUGAUCUUGACUGUUAAUAAAGACACUGGCAGAGAGAUCUUCCCAUAAUAGAGCAAUCCGAUUCAGCAUCAGUAAACCGAUAUUGCAUGAAGCAACGAUAAAAUUGCAAAAGAGCAGCAUUUUUAAUUUUUACAAAAUGUCUAAGUUUUCAGCUAUACCUGCACGUUCAUAACCAACAAUAUAAACAGUGAUCUCAUAUAACACAUAAACAAUUCAUGCCUUUCGUAGUUUAUUAUUAAAGUCUAAACAAAAUGAUAAUUUGUUAGAUGGCAAAACCUUUUUUGUUUACAAAUUAAAGGAAAAUUACCCUCAAAUGCUAGAAGCUGUAUAGGUACAGUGUAUAAUGUUUUAUCACACAUUAGAUGUGCCAAUAACACAGUUUAUUCAGUAAACAACUUGAAUCUUGUUCUUGUUUCAUCUGGUUUUAUUAUUAUUAUUCCCCUAUAAAAUGAUGAAUCCCUAAUCCUUGGAAAUAUUUAAUGCUUACAAAAUGUGCUUUGUAUAUCUGAUUUAAUACCUUAUGAGGUAGUCAUGAUUUUAGUAUUUCGACUUGAUUUUCUUUCUGUUGUCUGCCUUGUUCUGCAUUAAAUCCAGAAAGCUUCUGUUUGCCCUUCACAGGUCCUAAAUCUAUAAAUUGUCAUUAUUUUGGGGAAACUUGUACUUUCCUUAUAUUACAAGAUUACUCUGUAAUAACCAUAUUGUUUUUAUUGAUUUUUUUUUCCUUAUGUUAUUUGAGAAAAAAAGUGUUUCAUUUCAAAACCUGGUCAACAUUUAUAAUCUAGUUCAGAGCCAAGCCUUAAACUGUACAGAACUUCCACUGUAAACUAUUGAGUGUUCAGUUAUAAAUAUCCAUUGAAGAGUUCUAUUCUCCAUCACACUGUCAACUGCAUCACAACACAUAGUGAAUGUAUGUUUCUGCAUAGUGAAAUAAAAGUGGUAAAUGCAUUCAAAA
Vombatus ursinus (common wombat) is the source of this 4022-nucleotide messenger RNA. RefSeq names its product band 4.1-like protein 3. Bases 309 to 2936 code for a protein of 875 amino acids. Gene Ontology annotation, molecular function: actin binding; structural molecule activity. Gene Ontology annotation, biological process: cortical actin cytoskeleton organization. The record is from RefSeq and is a predicted model, not a curated record. Lineage: Eukaryota; Metazoa; Chordata; Mammalia; Diprotodontia; Vombatidae. Gene Ontology annotation, cellular component: plasma membrane; cytoskeleton. The transcript has 20 exons.